Chlamydomonas reinhardtii is the source of this 2922-nucleotide messenger RNA. RefSeq lists its product as uncharacterized. Lineage: Eukaryota; Viridiplantae; Chlorophyta; Chlorophyceae; Chlamydomonadales; Chlamydomonadaceae. Gene Ontology annotation, biological process: transmembrane transport. The transcript has 11 exons. The coding region runs from base 278 to 2041 and encodes 587 amino acids. The record is from RefSeq and is a predicted model, not a curated record. Gene Ontology annotation, cellular component: membrane. Gene Ontology annotation, molecular function: transmembrane transporter activity.
AUCCAUAACUCGCCUACAUCUACAACGAGUAUCAACCUGGUACCCGUGAAUAGCUUACAGUAUUCACUCUGGCUACACAACGUUGCCCCGCUCGACAAGCCGUUGGACACAAGCUUCCUUGCAGAGCAUAUUGAUACCCGCUUCCGCUUGAUGGCGCCAUAUGGGUGUUGCAAUUUGCAAGCAUCGUGCGCCUAGUACUAGAGUGUAGUGGAAGCGGAAUUGGACUCGCAUGCACUCUCUGCAACUUGAGUCUUUUCCGCGCUUCGGCCCGACCGCGAUGUCGCUGGAGGACGCCCUGAGUCAUGUCGGUACGGGGCCUUUCCAAUGGAUGGUGCUCGUUGUGUGCGGGCUGGCAAACGCCGCGGACGCGGUGGAAAUCCUGUCGGUGGGCCUGCUGGGCACCGCCGCGGAGACGGAGCUGAACCUCACGCCGCACCGCACCGGCGCGCUCAACGCCUGCAUUUUCGUAGGGAUGUUUCUGGGCGGGCUGCUGUGGGGCCUGAUUGGCGACGUUGUGGGUCGCAAGCGCUCACUGGUGGCGGCGCUGGCCAUCAACGCCAUCUUUGGCGGCCUGUCGGCAGCCGCCACAAGCCUGGGACAGCUCAUGGUCCUGCGGCUGCUUGCGGGCCUGGGUGUGGGCGGCUCCAUGCCCGUGGUGUUCGCGCUCAUGUCCGAGUUCUGCCCGCCUAACACCCGCGGCAAGUUCAUGGCCAUGCUGGCCUCGUUCUGGAUGGUGGGGUCGCUCUACUCGGCCGCCAUGGGCUGGCUGAUCAUCCCGCGACUGGGCUGGAGGGCGUUCGUGCUGGUGGCCUCGUUGCCUGCCGCCACCGCCGCGGCGCUGCUGGCGGCGCUGGUGCCGGAGAGCCCGCGCUACCUCUCCGUCAUGGGCCGCGGCCGCGAGGCGGGGCAGGUGCUGAUGCGGGCGGCGCGCCUCAACGGCACCCAGCUGCCGGAGGACUUCAUCAUCCCCUCCUUCCACCACAGAGACCAGGACAUCCUGACGCACAAGGCGGCCCUUACCACAGACGCCGCCGGGCACCCGCACGCGCGCGACGCCGCCGGCGACACGGAGAGCCUGCUCCCCAGCUACACCCCCGCCACCUCGGGCGGCAGCAGCAGCGGCGCCGCAGGCGCCGCCGCCUCCCUCUCCGCCACACGCCGCCUUGGCACAUGGACCAGCGCCGUGCUGGGGCGGGCGUGGGGCGUGCUGACGGCGCUGCUGAGCCCGCCGCUGCGCGGGCAGACGCUGGCGCUGGGCGUGGGGUGGAUCGGGCUGUGCGGCGGCUGGUACUGCACCGUGCUGUGGGUGCCGCGCUACUUCGAGGCGCGCGGCGCCACCGGCGGCUCCGUGUACGGCCAGACCUUUGCGGUGGCGAUGGCCAACCUGCCGGGCAACCUGGCCUCCAUCUACCUGGUGGACCGGCUGGGUCGCCGCCUGACCGCCUGCGCCUGCAUGGCCGGCGCCUGCGUGUGCGCGCUGGCCUUCGCCGCCGCGCCCGCCUCCGGGCCCUGGCCGCUGCUGGCGGCGUGCGUGUUCAACGGCGUGUCGGUGGGCGGCUGGAACAGUCUUGACAUGAUCAGCGCGGAGCUCUACCCCACCAGCCUGCGCUCCUCCGGCUUCGGGCUCCUCAACGCCGUGGGCCGUGUGUCCUCCUUCGUCACCACCUACGCCGCGGGGGCGCUGCUGGACCUGGCGCUGUGGGCACCGCUGGUGGUGGCGGCGGCGCUGCUGGCGGCGGGCAGCGCAGCCAUGCUCAGCCUGCCGGAGCCAGCGGGCAAGCCGCUGGAGGACAGCUUCUGUGACGAGGACAAGGUGCAGGAGGCGCACAGCAACCACGGCGGAGGUGGCGGCGGCCGCGGCCGCAGCGGCCUGGCUAGCGGCGCCUCGUCGGAUGACGAGGGCGCCGGCAGCGGCAACGACCGCAGCGGGCACGGCAUCAGCGCCGGGCUGCUGCUAGGGGGAGGAGGAGGAGGAGGAGGAGGCCGGCGGUCGGCUGAGAAGGUGGGGCUGCUGGCGGCGGCGAAGGGGCAGGGCCUGUAGGCGGCGGCGGCGGCUGCAGCUGCCUCGGGGGAGAGGACCGGCGAAUGGUGCGUGGUGGGUGCGGAGCGGAAGGGGUGUGCGAAAGAAGCAGCAGCAGCAGCAGCGUGUAAGUAUCCGUGGGGUUACCGGGUGAGGUGAGUUGGUGUGGUAGGGUUGCAGCAGUAGGGGCGAUUGCGGUGAGUGACAUGCGUACCGCACGCACGGCGCGGUGCCGUGAUCAUUGCACAGGCAUGGUGCGCGCACGUGCCAUUUUGUUUCUAUGUGUGUCCCUAGUGUGUUGGUACGAGCGAGUCCCUUAAGUACCUUGAUCAUACUCGUGAUCACCUCAUGCAUGCCAGUAAGCAUGUUGCGUGACAGUGGCCCCCAAUCGGUGGCGCCGUGGAGUGAACGGCACCAGCACUGACAUCAAGCUGGACCUGGUGUGGCAAGUAAAGCAUUGUCGAGGACGUGAACGUGACAGUGAGCGCGAGGUGCAUUUGGUGGGUGCAGAGGGGGACGACCGUCCGUGCGUCCGUCCGUGCGGGGUGUGUGGGAGGAAAGGAGCGGGCGUGUGGGCAGGAGUGCAGGGCACAGCUGGUGACGUGGGCUGGCGGCGUGGUCGUGGCAGCCGCUGCAUUUGGCUUGUGUUGGCCUGAGCCAGCAGUGUGUAGGCUGAGGCUGGGGACUGGGGAUUCCUGGGGGUACGUGCAGUGCUGCUGCUGCGAGCCUGCGGGUCGGGGCACGCACUUGGGCGGGGCCGUGUGUGGUUUCGCGGCUCCAGGGCAUGCGGCGCGAUCAAUGGCCGGCCCCUCGGGUCGUGCCCUAGUUGCGGGAGCGACCCGCUCCUCUGUUACUCACUUUCCCUGAUGCUUCUGCUUUCACAACAAAAUGCUAACCACCAU